AUGAAUGAUCCAUGUGGACCCCUUUAUGAUCCAGCAACACAAAAUUACCAUUUAUAUUAUCAAGUUCAACCUGCGUAUGUACAAUGGGGAAAUAUUUCUUGGGGUCAUGCCAUAUCAAAAGAUAUGAUCUUUUGGGAAGAUGUGACGUCAUGGCAAGGUUAUGAUUACAUUACAUUGGUACCAGGUGUUGGUAAUAAUCACAGUGUACUUGGUGUUUUUACUGGUUCAACUUUGCCUAUCCCAGUUACCAAUAACAUAACAAAUCGUACAAUUACAGCUAUUUAUACAAGUGUGAAAUACUUACCAAUAAGUUGGAGUGGUCCAUACAUCAAGGGAAGUGAAACUCAGUCAUUGGCAGUAUCAUACGAUGGUGGUGUAACUUUUCAACAACACGUCAAUAAUCCCAUUCUUGCUUCACCACCUGAAGGUAUGGAUAUAACUGGAUGGAGAGAUCCUAAAUUUGAACAAUGGCCAGAAAUGGACAUUGUAUUAUAUGGAUCUGAUCAAGGACACUAUUACAUGACUAUUUCAUCAGGCAUUCAUGAUGUUGGUCCGCGACUUUUACUUUAUCAAGCAUCUGCUAUCGAUUUGACUAACUGGACAUAUUUGGGUCCUCUUGUUUCUGUUCCUGGUAAUUAUACACUCAAUCAGAAUUGGUCAGGUUCUCUUGGUUAUAAUUUCGAGGUCUCUAAUGUUUUCUCUCUUCUUGAAAAGGCUGCUGAUGGUGGAGAUAAUCAGACCGUUCAUAUUUUUGCCUCACUCGGAACUGAAGGAGGUAAUACAACUUUACAUCUAUCUCCUCAAUGGUCUGUAUGGAUUAAAGGAAAUCUUAUUAAGACAAGUAAUUUUAGUGCUAUUAUGAAUAUUAUUGCGUCGGGUGUUGCCGAUUGGGGUGAUACUUAUGCACUCAAUUCAUUCUACGAUCCAAAAGAGGACCGACGGAUCUUUUACGGAUGGGUGAAAGAAGCGCAUAAGAACUAUGGACAGAGAGCAUUUGGCUACAAUGGUCAAAUUACUCUUCCAAGAGAAGUUUUUGUUCAAGUUUACAAGAAUGUCGUUAACAUUCAUGAAUGUUUUUCUCAACCAGGACCUUGGACUUUGAUACCGAACGUUAAUGGAACGUAUACAUGGAAAACUCUUGGUGUUAGACCAAUUAAUGAAGUCAUUAAACUUCGACAAAAUAGCACUUUCGUUAGCUUAAUGCCUCAAACAUUUAAUCAAACGACAGAAUUUUCAAGUUUUAAUUUUUCGUCUUAUAAUUUUGAAAUGAAGGCAACCAUUAAUAUUUCAUUCAAUGCUACAGGUGGUUUUGUUUUUCGAAGAUCAGCAAACGGAUUAGAAUAUACCACUCUUAUUUAUGAUCCAGUUUCCGAAUAUUUGAUUUUAAAUCGAACAUAUUCUUCUUUGAUUAAAGAGUUUGAUCAUAGUACAGUGUACGCCAAACAUACUUUACUCACUACUGUAGUUAGUGUAAAUACUACACAAAAAGAACUUUUGUCUUUGCAUAUAUUCUUGGACAAUUCUCUUCUGGAGAUUUAUGCAAACAACCGCACAGCUAUAACUACACAUAUCUAUCCUGCACUAUUAGAUUCCAUUGGAUUUGGAUAUACUGUAGGUGGACACGGUGGAUCUUGUACAUUUAGCAACGUAUCCAUCUGGUCCAAUUUGAAAAACGCAUUUCCAAAGAGACCAGCAAAUAGUUCGAUUGCUUUAGUCGCGGAUUCUAACAAUGUCACUGCUACAGCUUCUGCUUUACCAUAUAUGCUUGUUUCUAUUCUCUUUCUUUUUUCUUGCAUUUUCUAG
Molecule: messenger RNA, 1803 nt
Organism: Rotaria sp. Silwood1
Lineage: Eukaryota; Metazoa; Rotifera; Eurotatoria; Philodinida; Philodinidae
Source: the annotation of a GenBank genome assembly